This is a messenger RNA of Hyaloperonospora brassicae, 249 nucleotides long. Lineage: Eukaryota; Oomycota; Peronosporomycetes; Peronosporales; Peronosporaceae. The record is from the annotation of a GenBank genome assembly.
AUGCCGCUGCGGUUGCAGCUGCUAACGCCAGCAAGUACUGACGUGAAUACGAGUGCGCUCGUCAAGAUGUAUGGCGGCUGCUUGAAGGCAAAUAAUUUCAACUACAGCGCUAAAGAAAGAGACCUACCGGUUGUGGCUGGCGAAAGGUAUUUUUUUGAUUCUCCACUCGUCUUAACUUACGAAAUUCGGGAGGACGCUGCGCGAACGGAACCUCGACGCAUCGAUUUUAAGUGGACUACUUUGUCAUAA